AUUGAAACAUUGUUUGAAUAAUCCUCUUGCAUGUAUAAACUGUACGUCUGAUCUUCACCCUCACAUCUAUAAAUACCUCCUCUAGCCCUCACACUUCCUCAUCCCUAAUACCAGUUCUCUCUUAUCAGCAUUAAUUCCUGAACAUUCUAUUCCUUCUCUGAUCAUUUUUUUUUUCCCUUCAGCUCUUCUACAUUGUCAUAAUGGGUGUUUUCACUUACGAGACAGAGUUCACAUCUGUAAUCCCACCACCAAGAUUGUUCAAGGCCUUUGUUCUUGAUGCCGAUAACCUCAUCCCCAAGAUUGCUCCACAGGCUGUGAAGAGCGCUGAAAUCGUUCAAGGUGACGGAGGUGUUGGAACCAUCAAGAAGAUCCACCUCGGUGAAGGAAGCGAAUACAGCUAUGUGAAGCACCAGAUUGAUGGACUUGACAAAGACAACUUUGUGUACAACUACAGUAUGAUUGAAGGGGAUGCUAUUGGAGACAAGGUUGAGAAGAUCUCGUACGAGAUUAAGUUGGUCGCAUCUGCAGAUGGAGGUUCCAUCAUCAAGAGCACCAGCAACUACCAUUGCAAAGGUGAGGUUGAGAUCAAGGAAGAGCAUGUCAAGGCUGGAAAAGAAAGAGCCGCUGGUCUGUUCAAGAUUAUUGAGAUUUACCUUUUGGGCAACCCUGAUGCCUACAACUAAAACAAUAUACAGUAUUCUUCAUGAUCGAUCAUCUCCUCCUUUUGCUCGGUCAUUGGUGUGGCUUUGAUCAUUAAUUUCCUUUUUCUUUCAGAUUGUUUUGGCUUGCAUAUCAAGUUAGUAUACAAAUUGGAAUGUUGUAUUGAUUAAAAAUGUCUCAAGUUCUCAUGAAUAAAGCAAAACUCAUUCGAUUC
Molecule: messenger RNA, 874 nt
Organism: Fragaria vesca subsp. vesca
Lineage: Eukaryota; Viridiplantae; Streptophyta; Magnoliopsida; Rosales; Rosaceae
Product: major allergen Pru ar 1-like
Exons: 1
Coding region: 201-683 (160 amino acids)
Biological process (GO): abscisic acid-activated signaling pathway; defense response
Cellular component (GO): cytoplasm; nucleus
Molecular function (GO): abscisic acid binding; signaling receptor activity; protein phosphatase inhibitor activity
Source: RefSeq, a predicted model, not a curated record